AUGAGUAUAUUGUUCUCAUUAGCCAUUCGGUUAUUGCGCCCGCAUCAUUCAUCUUCCCAAGUCAAUCCUGUCCUUCACAAGGUGUAUAUGCCACUGCUUCAUCACAAGCAACCCCGCUGCGCGUUGACUCUCACCGCGUUCAACUCAAUGGAGACCAAUGGUGAUUUCAACGCCCGUCUCCUCUACGAGCCUCUUGAGGGAGUCGAAAGACUUGAGAACUAUCGACCAGGGGGCUAUCACCCCAUACAAAUCGGUGAUCACUUUCAGGAUCGAUAUCGGGUUGUUCAUAAAUUGGGGCACGGGUCUUAUUCAACUGCAUGGCUGGCCCAUGAUGAACGAUCCAGUAAAUACGUUGCAGUGAAAGUUUGCACAGCAAACUCGAACCCAAAAGAAGUGGACAUCAUAUCUACUCUCACUAGCCCUCAUUUUCCUUCAGUCAACGAUCCAGGAAAGUUGAUGGUACCUUCCAUUCUAGACAGGUUCACUAUUCACGGCCCAAAUGGCAUUCAUGCUUGCUACGUUACAGCGCCGGCAAGGGCUAGCCUGUCCGGAGUGAAAGAUGGUUCGUGGAUCCGCUUAUUCCAGCUUGACGCAGCCCGGUCAUUGGCUGCACAACUCGUCCUGGCUGUGAAUUAUGUACAUGCCCAUGGAAUUGCCCAUGGAGAUCUUCACCUCGGCAACAUUCUUCUCAAAGUUCCGCCCAAUUUUGACCAGCUCCCAACCAGACAAUUGUAUGAGAAAUAUGGAACAGCGGAGCUAGAUCCAGUUGUUCGUCUAGAUGGCAAUUCGCUCCCCCCUGGUGUCCCAUCUCACGGCAUUGCCCCCAUAUGGCUGGGGGAAGCAAGUGAGGAAAUCACAGUUUCGGAAACCAGUAUCUUUCUGACAGACUUUGGUGAAGCUUUUUCCCACUCGAAAGAACCAAAAUACGAAUCUCGCACCCCCCUUGUCAUCCGCCCUCCCGAGGCUCGCUUUGAACCAAAUAAGCCCCUGUCUUUGUCAUCGGAUAUCUGGACUCUCGCCUGUACCAUAUGGUCUAUCAUCGCUCAGCGGCCGCUGUUUGAAGGAUUCCUCGCGACGGAAGACGACAUGACCUGUGAGCAUGUCGACGCUCUUGGUGUUUUGCCAUCUGAAUGGUGGAGCAGGUGGGAGGCGCGACGGCUGAAAUUUACCGAGGACGGUAAACCAUUGAACCGUAACCCUUUCCGAUCCUGGGACGAUCGAUUUGAGGAUUGCGUGCAACAGCCUAGGCGAGAUAGUGGCAUACCGUCGUUUGAUGCCAGGGAGAAGGAGGCUUUCUUCGACAUGCUCCGGCCAAUGCUCUCAUUCAGACCCGAGAAUCGGCCCACCACAAAGCAAAUUCUCGAGUCAGAAUGGAUGGUCAAAUGGGCUCUGCCUGAAUAUGGCAAGAUCCAACAUAAUGCAUGA
Molecule: messenger RNA, 1425 nt
Organism: Penicillium olsonii
Lineage: Eukaryota; Fungi; Ascomycota; Eurotiomycetes; Eurotiales; Aspergillaceae
Source: the annotation of a GenBank genome assembly